This is a messenger RNA of Pararge aegeria (speckled wood butterfly), 5092 nucleotides long. RefSeq names its product chromatin-remodeling ATPase INO80 (gene Ino80). The record is from RefSeq and is a predicted model, not a curated record. Lineage: Eukaryota; Metazoa; Arthropoda; Insecta; Lepidoptera; Nymphalidae. Gene Ontology annotation, cellular component: Ino80 complex. The transcript is spliced from 29 exons. Bases 165 to 4547 code for a protein of 1460 amino acids. Gene Ontology annotation, biological process: DNA repair. Gene Ontology annotation, molecular function: ATP-dependent chromatin remodeler activity; DNA binding; ATP binding.
UCAAGCUCAAAAUCAAAAUGAGUAGUUAUGUGCGCCGUUCGGGCGGCGACAUUGACAGCGAUUCGUCGAAUAUUCUCGUUCGCCAUUUUGUGAAUGCUUUAAGAUUUUGUGUUAAGUAAUGAAGCUUGGCUCAUCCUGGUGGACCUCGAAUUUCGCCGGCCAGGAUGUCUGAGAAGUGUAUUGUGGGGAAGCCCGUGCUCAAACGACAUGAGGUUGCAAGGCCUAUACACAUCCAGAGGUUGGAGGCCGCUUUAGAUAUCAGACCGUUUGUGAGGCAGGUGGAAAGGAUACUCAACUCGGACCGUGGGAGCGACAGUGAUGAUGAUUCCGACAGCAAAUCCAUGGCUAAUGAGAUGUCGAAAGGCGAUAGGAACAUGCAUGGUGUUGUGACCACUAAACCAGAAAGACAGAGCGAUCGGCUAAGGCUUUACAACUUGGCAUCAGUAGGAGAGGAAAGGCAGUGGCUCAGGGAUGUGCUACUAUCAUCAGAGACAGAGUCGAGCAGUGAUGAAGACAGCCCCUCUGCUAAGGACCAGAGGAUACGGAGACUGCUGAAGGAGAGGCAUCGUCAUAACAAAUAUGCAAAAGACUAUUAUAAGGACCCAGGAAACUCCCGCUACAUGUACUACGGCGCUGGUCUCCUAUCAACCAUCGACCGCUAUCCGGAACGCCGAAUCAGUAGGCCGGUACCUUCCGCCGGUAAUAGAGGUCGCAGAGGUCGUCCGUCCGAAAGAGGCAUGACUAGAGGCCAGAAACCUAGGAGAGGUCGGGCGAAAGAUGGACGCGGUUGUGUUGAAGGUAGCGAUGUGCCCGAUGGUAUGGACUGGGAAGAGCAACUAAAACAUCUCAAGGAGGAAAAUGACACCGAUGACUUCACUAUCGUCGAGAAACCAGGAGUCAGAGGUCGUAAAAAGUUAUCGACCCUCAAAAGCCCCGAAGCGUUGACGGCUCGCCGCAGACGGCAUUGGCAACUGCUAGUCAAAAAGGAAUUAGGCAAAGUCCAAAGGGCUAGGACUGCCGCACAUAGGGAACUCAUGCUGCAGAGGAAAAGAUUGGCCACGCUUUGCUGCAAACAUUGGCGGCAUGUGGCAAUGCAGUCGCAAAAGAAUAUGAAGGAAACCGUAUGGAGAUGUAAGAGGCUCAGUCGAGAGAUGCAAGCGUAUUGGAGAAGAUACGAUCGCGCCGAGAGAGAAACCAGAAGACGUAUGGAACGGGAGGCCGAAGAGCAAAGGAAGAUGGAUGUAGAGCUAAUGGAAGCGAAACGCCAACGCCGCAAGCUGAAUUUCCUUAUCACUCAAACUGAGUUGUAUGCGCAUUUCAUGCAAAAGAAACUGAACGCAGGCGAGGUCUGCGACAGCGAUGCUGAUAUGAUACUCCAACAGCUGGACGAAGAUCGGGAUCCGAGGCUGGCAGCUAUUGAUAACUACGAUAGUGAAGCAAUGAAGGCUCGAGCUGCGAAGAACGCCCGGGAAGCAUUCCAAGCGGAAAGAGCACGCACUCAAGCUUUAGACGCUUCCGAUGGUGCAGAUAAGAACGAGCGUAGGGGGGACUACGACCAGCCCGCUAUCUUCAACGGAACUCUCAAGGGUUACCAACUUAAAGGGAUGAACUGGCUCGCGAACCUUUACGAUCAGGGUAUCAGCGGUAUUCUAGCAGAUGAAAUGGGUCUCGGGAAGACGGUUCAGUGCAUAGCAUUUCUGUGCCACGUAGCAGAAAGGCUGGGCGUUUGGGGACCCUUUCUGGUAGUGUCACCCGCUUCUACAUUGCACAAUUGGCAACAGGAGAUGCAACGAUUUGCGGGUGAUUUUAAAGUGGUACCGUAUUGGGGUAGUCCGAGCGAGCGUAAAAUUCUUCGACAAUUCUGGGAACGUAAGGACCUGCACACACCGCAAGCGGCGUUCCACGUAGUAGUGACGUCAUACCAGAUCGUUGUAUCCGAUCUCAAGUAUCUGAACCGCGUAUCAUGGCAGUACAUGAUACUCGACGAAGCGCAGGCUAUCAAAAGUUCAGCCAGUAUGCGAUGGAAGUUAUUGCUUGGCUUCAGUUGUAGGAAUCGGCUGCUGUUAUCAGGAACACCAAUACAAAACAGUAUGGCGGAACUAUGGGCAUUGCUACAUUUCAUAAUGCCGACGCUGUUUGAUUCUCAUGACGAGUUUAACGAGUGGUUCUCUAAGGAUAUCGAGAGCCAUGCCGAAAAUAAAACUACUAUAGAUGAGAAACAUCUAUCGAGGCUGCACAUGAUUCUUAAACCAUUCAUGCUUCGAAGGAUCAAGAAGGAUGUAGAGAAUGAACUAUCCGACAAGAUAGAGAUUAUGGUCCACUGCCCGUUGACUAUUAGACAGAAACUGUUGUACAUAGCACUAAAGAAGAAAAUAAAAAUAGAAGAGUUAUUACAUUAUUCUGUUGGUUCGGAAUCUGGUCAUAAUGUAGAUAAAAAUUUUACAUCCAAUCUCAUGAAUUUAGUUAUGCAAUUUAGAAAGGUAUGCAACCAUCCGGAACUAUUCGAAAGACGUGACGUACGCUCUCCUUUCGCGAUGCAAAUCGACGAUUACCAUUUACCAAAGAUAAUCGCCGAAGAUUGUAUCCUACUGAGAAAGAUUCCCUCAAAACGACACAUUUUAUACAACAAACUGUGCGUUCUAUCACCCGACUAUGUACAUAGGAGUAUCAGUGAUAGUUUGUAUAGUGGCUAUGCAUUUAUGAGGUUUAUGGAUCUAUCGCCAAUAGAAAUGUAUAGAGUUAUGGUAUGCGGCUGGUUGUACGCAAUACAACACAUAGAUCAAAGUUUAGAAAAAUAUGAGAAACUUCGUCAUAGACAACAGUGGUGGCUAUCAACACCACAGUGUGAGGUGAAACAAGAAAUAGACGAAGACACGUGCGACAGUGGGACAGACUAUGAUAGAGUGAAUAGUAAAGACUUUCUUCUGAUAUGUCCAGAUGGCGAUGUUUUGAGAAAGAGGAAAGAUGAUUGUCUUCUAUGGAAGGAGCUGUUGUUCACUGAUCCACUUUGGGUUGAAGGUGGUCCAUUCUACAUCCACACCGAGCACACUUUGCAUUACAUGUCAGAGACUGUCGAACAUCGAGCUUUGAGGACCAGGAACUCUAAACUCAUUGAUGGACAGACUGAAAUGUUGAGCGAAAUAAAAACCGAAGAGGGCGGAGUUAUAGCGGUGGAACCCCAGUCGGUGGAGAUUCCCGAGUUUCCUCACGUGGAACGACCACCGAGAGUUUACCAAGAUGUGCCCACACCGUUACCAGCUUUCCUCUAUACUGUACAGCAGAAGGUGCAAUCGUUCGCCCUCAAGCCGUUUGCGGUGUCCAGAAGCUUCGCCCACCACUGCGUGCGUCACCAGCACAGCGAGAGUGCAGAGGGCGAACACACCCUCGCCAGACUCGUGGCAGCAGCCCGACCGCCGCAGGGGUGGGCGUCUCUACAAGUGCCAGAUAAAAACCAACUAGUGAGCGACGCUGGCAAACUGACUGUGCUGGAUUCACUACUGAAAAGGCUGAAAGAACGCGGCCACCGCGUCCUUAUAUACAGCCAGAUGACCAAAAUGAUUGACUUGCUGGAGGAAUACAUGUGGCAUCGUAAACACAAGUACAUGAGAUUAGACGGCUCCAGUAAAAUCUCUGCACGCCGGGACAUGGUUGCUGACUUCCAGGCUCGGACAGACAUAUUCGUGUUCCUACUGUCAACGCGAGCGGGAGGUCUUGGCAUCAACCUGACUGCGGCUGAUACUGUGAUAUUCUACGACUCCGAUUGGAACCCGACAGUGGAUCAACAAGCCAUGGAUCGCGCUCAUCGUCUCGGUCAAACAAAACAAGUGACAGUUUACAGGCUCAUUUGUAAAGGCACCAUCGAAGAGCGAAUAAUGCAGAGAGCCAGAGAGAAAAGCGAAAUACAAAGAAUGGUCAUAAGCGGUGGCAAUUUCAAACCGGAUACGCUGAAGCCGAAGGAAGUUGUAUCGCUGCUUUUGGACGAUGACGAGAUUGAACUAAAAUAUCGUCAGAAGUCAGAAGAAAAGAAAAUAAUAGAAGAAAGAGAACGCAAGAGAAAAAUGGGAAUACUACCGCCGGCAGCGCCGGUUGAACCGAAGCGGGCGCGCGAAUCCGCUUCAGAACCGGGCAGUCCUUUACAAGUGGACGAUGAUAGCGACCAGUUGCACAUAGACGCCUCGCCGCAACCUCAUUUACCAUACUCCCCGCCCGUCAGAUCUAGCUGGACUAGCAGUAGAUCGUCCCGCGGAGCCCGACGCGGUAGACCGCGAGGCUCUCGGCACGCGAUUGGUCGCCGCCCCGAAGCCACGUCCGCCGACCAGCCGCCCGCUUCCGCUGCUGCCGCUGCCGUGGCCGCACGUGCUGGUGCAGCGCUGCUCGACUCUGACGGCCCGCUGGAACCGUUGGAGGCGCCGCCUGCUAUGGAGGGGCGAGGCAGGAGGGGGCCGGGGCGACCGCGCCUGCGUACCCCCAGCCGGCCCACGCGACCCAGUCGGCGAGCCAGGCGGCCCCGCGAGCCUCUGCUGGUGCCGCUGGCGCCGCCGCCGUAGCCCCGACGCGACCCGCACAUACCAUACCAGAUUAAAAAUAUUGGAACAGCCUGCAAUAAAGGGGUUUACUAGUGGCUCCACCUACUGAAAUGCUGUUACAAUUAGAUAAAAUACUCUACUGUACGUGUACAAGUUUGUGUGGGAUAAGAUAUUACCUCUAUAGUAAUUGUAUAGUCUACGAUUUAUUGCAUAUUAACUUAUGUACAAAAGUUGCUUUUAUUCUAAAAGCAUUAUGUUGCAAAGUUUAUAAAACUUUGCUUAAAAGUUACUUGAAAUACAUGCUAAUAGUCUGUAUAUAAAGUAUUUUAGAUAUUAAUUAAAACAAAUUAGUGUAAUAAAGUAUUUUAGAUAUUAAUUAAAACAAAUUAGUGUAAAAUUAGCUAAAUAACUUUGUAUUCGUAUCGGCAAUAAACUUAAUUUGUUUGACUAAUUAUUAUUUUUUCCAAAAACUUGCAAGCUUAUGUUUGACCAAGAGGAAGUAGGCAUUUUUGAAAGAGAGCUUGAGAAAAGAUGUUUUUUAGUUCAGCCUAUUUUUAUGGCCUUCU